CAUUGUGCUGUAAGCUGACUGGAACAUACCUCCAGGCAGCUUUUCUCUCAGCCUUUGUUACAAGCCUUGAAAUAAUAAAAUUUUAAAGAAACAAGAUUAAACUAUCAACUGUGAAAAAUGGGAGGUUCCGCUUCAAAGCAGUUUUCUUCAGAUAUCAUAAGAGCUCACAAUGACUAUAGACGGAAACAUGGCUGCCCCCCAUUAAAACUCGACAAUAAAUUGAACCGUGAGGCACAACAGUAUGCAGAGGCACUGGCUACUACAAAGGUUCUCAAACAUAGCUCAGAAUCCAGUAGGGGAAAUUGUGGAGAAAAUCUAGCAUGGGCUUCCUAUGAUCAACCAGGACAAGAUGUAUCUGACAGAUGGUAUAGUGAAAUGAGAAAUUAUGAUUUUAAAAGUCCAGGAUUCACCCCAGAAUCAGGACACUUUACAGCAAUGAUAUGGAAGAACACAAAGAAGAUGGGGGUCGGAAAGGCCUUUGCAACUGAUGGUUCUUCCUAUGUGGUUGCCAGAUACUUUCCAGCUGGAAAUAUUGUCAAUCCCGGUUUCUUUGAAGAAAAUGUCCCUCGUCCUGCAAAGAAAUGAUUUUGAAAAUGCAAACAUUAAUUGUGGACUGCAGAGUGUAACAGUAAAAUGCCUAUGAAAUCUAAAGCUUGAUGCCCAUGUUUACCUGUCAUUUUGACAGCACACACUCUAAUACACAUUAUGAGUGUGAAUUGACAUAAGAGGCUUAAAAUAAGCAUUUAAUGAUCUGAUACAGCUACUUGGACUAUCAUUAUGUGAACUUUAUAUAAAAGAAAAAGAAGUAAUCAUUUCUUGUAACUUUUUUUAAAAAGCAAUUUGUUGUAUAUUUGCCUCCUAUAUACCAUGUCUAAAUUUUCAUUAUUUUAAAAACAACUGAAGUGUUAUGUUUAUCUUUAUGCAUAGUUUAGUAUUAUUGUUAAAAUAUUUAAAAUGAUAAAAAAAAUCAACAAACACCUUAUGGUUUAUUCAUUUUAACUGAAAUUAAUUUUUGGUUUUAAAAUUUUGAAAACAUUGCAACAUGAAUUUUAUUAUCUUUGUAAAAAUUGAUAUGAUCUGUAAGCUAAUUGCAUUACUAGUAUGAUUUUAAAGAUACAAAAUCUGUAACACACUUCCUCUUAUAUCUCCUAACUUUUAAAAAAAGAAAAAGGUUUUAGAUUUCAGAAUACCAUCACAUUGGACAGUGUGAACAUUAGAUUUGGAUGAAUCCUGCGUUUGUGGCUAAACCCUAUCAUAUUAGCCCAUAUGUGUUGGCUUCCAUACUUUCCUAUUUCCAGACUCUGCACACCUUGUUCUUUGACACAAAUUACAAUCCAUCAGUGACAACUCUCCUGAGUUUUAGUGCCUUCACAAUUUAUCAUUUGAUAAUUAACAUUUUACUUCCAAGCCACUUCACACCUAGCUAGACUGGGCUUGGAUAAUAGUUUGGCAAAACUUGCCUUCAAGAAACCAAGGUCACCUAAGUGCCCAAAUAUCAGAAUAAGACUUUAGUGAAUGAUUAACAUGUAUACAAAUAUAUAAGUAUAUACAUGCAUGCUUGUAACAUAAAAACUUUCAACAUGGUAAAAGAAACACCCUUAUUCCCUAUCCACAAUUUCAUAUUUCUUUGCACUUGACUUUGAUUUCUUUAAACUUGGGCAAGCUUUUUAAAGAUGGACUUGGAUGAGUUCAGUGGAUUUGAAGGACUAUAAACUAUAUCUCUGCAAUGGCCCCUGAAGUUAGCUAUCUCAAGGCAGGAAAUGAGCAAAAGUAAUAUUUCUGGCAGCUUUAUAGUAUUACAGAUGUGUUAAUACUGCCUCCAGGAAUUAUGUCAAACAUGCAUAGCUUAAAAGUUAUAAUAAAAGCCACAUGUCUUUGGGAGAUUUUAGUAUAGACUAUUCUGUGUUCUUUAGUUUCAUUCAUUAUUUAUAUUUGUGAAGUAUUUGCCUUAAGGUUAAAAUAUAUGUGCAUUUAUUGAGCAUCACAUAUAAUUCAAACAUUUUAGCUAAUUAAAAAGAGCAUUCCCCAGAGGGUGGGUAUAUUCUAGAAACGGAUAUCUACUAUUUCAGUCUUUUCUCCUUUGAAAAGCCAGCUGUAGAAUUUGAAAUUGGCAUUUACAAGUUCCAGCUUAGAGUAAGUUUGAGUAUAAACAAAUUCUAUUUACAGCAUUCUGAUGUCUUACAUUCUCCAAAUUGAUUAUUGGGGAUUUUUGUUUUGUUUUGUUUUGUUUUUAAUGCUAAUUCAUUAUUCCUAAUGUAAUCCAGGAAGUUAAUGUUAUGGAGAACAUUAGAAAAUAAACCAUAUUUUUCAUAUAAUA
This is a messenger RNA of Antechinus flavipes (yellow-footed antechinus), 2317 nucleotides long. RefSeq names its product GLI pathogenesis related 2 (gene GLIPR2). Gene Ontology annotation, cellular component: extracellular region. The transcript is spliced from 5 exons. Bases 118 to 585 code for a protein of 155 amino acids. Lineage: Eukaryota; Metazoa; Chordata; Mammalia; Dasyuromorphia; Dasyuridae. The record is from RefSeq and is a predicted model, not a curated record.